AUGGGCCCGUCACUACUCUCCAUAUUGGCUCUGAACCCGUCGUUUUCGUCACCUCACUCGGCCGCCCAUGAAGCCCAUGUCCGGAACAGUGCCGCCUUCUCGAGCCGUCCCUCGAUGGUCCUCUCAGCUCCGUUCUCAGUAAUAACCGCAAGGUAUUGGUGGAUCUACCUAGGCCAGACUUGGCGUGUUCUUCGUCGUAAUGUCAACUCUGAAGUUCUCCACCCUGCCAGUCUGAAAGCUUACUCUCUGGAACGCAAGCGGAUCUUGGGAACAUUGGUUAACAGCUUCAACCAGUGUUUCUUGCAUGGCGAUCAGCCCGUUCAUGUGUUCGAUCAUAUCCACCAUGCGGUUUUUUCCUUGUUCAUUCUCAUGGCUUUCGGCGAUGUCAACGAUAGCACGAUUAGAGAAGUUGAACGCAUUCAAGCUGAACUUAUUUUCAACUACGAGCAGUUUGGGGAAGUUGCUAGCUGUUCAGAGAUCGUUGGAAGAGCUCGAAAGAAGUUAAAGCAAGAGGAAAGGAAACAAUCCGAGUUGGUAUCAUACACAGAUACCUUACUGGAUAUGCAAAUGAAUGAUGAUCAUGAUCAGGAAGCUGGCAAGCUUGAGGAAGCCGGUAUACUGAGUUUGUGCUCAGAGUUCAUCAAUGCCGGCGCCGACACAAGCCUAACAACGCUGCAGUGGAUCAUGGCAAAUAUAGUGAAGCACCAAUAUAUUCAAGCCAAGCUUUUUGCUGAAAUCAAGGCCGUUGUGGGGUAA
Juglans microcarpa x Juglans regia is the source of this 756-nucleotide messenger RNA. Its product is annotated as cytochrome P450 89A2-like. The transcript has 2 exons. Bases 1 to 756 code for a protein of 251 amino acids. Gene Ontology annotation, molecular function: iron ion binding; heme binding; oxidoreductase activity, acting on paired donors, with incorporation or reduction of molecular oxygen, NAD(P)H as one donor, and incorporation of one atom of oxygen. The record is from RefSeq and is a predicted model, not a curated record. Gene Ontology annotation, cellular component: membrane. NCBI's taxonomy places the organism in Eukaryota, Viridiplantae, Streptophyta, Magnoliopsida, Fagales, Juglandaceae.